AUGGUGAUGAUCACAAUAGAUCUUAUACGGAAACAUUCUGAACACAAUGAAGGCGAAAUUUCGACUUUAGAAGAAAUAGCUCUUCAUCAAGAAAAUAUUGAAAAAAUACAAGUUAUUGACAAAAUUUGUCGUAAUUUAAAAAUACUUUUAAUGCAAAAUAAUAUAAUAAGUAAAAUUGAAAAUUUAAAUAUGUUAAAAAAACUUGAAUAUUUAAAUUUAGCGCUUAAUAAUAUUGAAGUAAUUGAGAAUCUUGAAGGACUUGAGAGUUUAAAUAAAUUAGAUCUAACUGUUAAUUUUAUUGGUGAUUUACAAAGUGUUAAAAAAUUGAGAUUUAAUGAAAAUUUAAAACAACUAUUUUUAACCGGAAAUCCUUGUUCAGAAUACUUUGGUUACCGCGAUUACGUAAUAGCGACACUACCGCAAUUAAAAGAACUCGACAUGACAGAAAUAACACGAUCCGAUCGGAUUAAAGCACUCCAAAGGUACGCGGAAAUUGAAGGAGACGUCAUUAGAGGCUAUUGGGAUUAUUCUAAAAUUAGAAAAAAGCAAAUAGAACGUUUUAAUCAGCGAGACAAAUUGACAAUUACGGAAAUAAAUGAAAACUCUGACGCUGAUGAGGAGGUUGAAAAUUCAAACUUUUGGAAUAGUAAGAGCUAUCACACACCAGAAGAUCGGAUUGCGAUUGCCGAAAAAACUAUUGAAAUAGCGGAGAAGAAAAAUGGAAAAAAAAAUGAUAGACCGGAUAAAACUAAAUUUGUUCCGAAAUUGUUUAAUUCUGAAGGCAGAGCUUAUAAUAUCAAUCAAGCUAAAGUUUCAUUUACUUUGAAUGAUGAUGAUCGUGAUAAUAUUAUUCUUGAAGUCAUUUUGUACAAACAUCUGGAUACGUCAUACGUAGAAGCUGAUGUCCAACCAUUUUACGUACGAGUAACAAUAAAGGGAAAAAUUCUCCAACUAUCACUUCCGUGUGAAAUAUCAACAGACACAAGUGUCGCAAAAAUAAAUGUCGCAACAGGUAACUUAUUAAUAACUAUGCCACGUUUAGCCCCUUUGCCAUCUGUGGUAAAACCCGAAAGUUACGCAACCAAGACAACUUGCAAAAUUGAUAGUAAUCGUAACAACCCAACCAAGAUUGUAAGAUCUACACCUGUUAUAACUAAACGAGAGUUAUUGGAAAUCGGGCCAAGAAAUAACGACAUGGAUUUUUCUAAUAUUUAUAAAUCACCAAAGUUUAAAAAAGACUCAAAUAAUUUAAAAACUAAAAAAUCUGUCGACUUUGUAGACAAUCCCGAUGUUCCUCCAUUAGAAUAAAUAGUU
Microplitis demolitor is the source of this 1314-nucleotide messenger RNA. RefSeq names its product dynein axonemal assembly factor 11 (gene tilB). Gene Ontology annotation, biological process: outer dynein arm assembly. The record is from RefSeq and is a predicted model, not a curated record. Gene Ontology annotation, cellular component: cytoplasm. Bases 1 to 1308 code for a protein of 435 amino acids. Gene Ontology annotation, molecular function: protein binding. Lineage: Eukaryota; Metazoa; Arthropoda; Insecta; Hymenoptera; Braconidae. The transcript is spliced from 3 exons.